Messenger RNA from Symbiodinium natans, 2112 nucleotides. The record is from the annotation of a GenBank genome assembly. NCBI's taxonomy places the organism in Eukaryota, Dinophyceae, Suessiales, Symbiodiniaceae.
AUGGCCAUCAUGACCAACAUGGGCAUGCAUGUCUUCCACCCAGACUGGCAAAACGUGCGACCAGGCACGAUGCCCCAGGGCCGGCAGUUCAGCACCACCUUCAGGAUGAUUACCUUGAAGGUCUUUGGCCGAGAAGAAGAGAUCAUGCUGCCUGUCCAGACCUGCACGAAGGUUGCCGAUGUGCGGGAUGCCUUGGCACGAGCGUUGGGCCUUGACCCUGAAAGUGUCCGACUCAGGCUUGCCUGGCUUGCCGUCCUCCUGUGUGCCAGGGGCAACCAGCAGUUUACCCCAGUGGGCUUCGAGGACGUCCAGGAGGUCUGGAUCAUCGGUGACCUCCAUGGUGACAUGCAAUGUGCCGAGCAGUGGGUGAAGAGGACAGGCCUGGUCGACCUGGACACCUGGAAAUGGCAGGGUGGAGAGCGCAGCGCGUUGGUCUUCAUGGGGGACUACGUGGACCGAGGCCCUGACGGCCUACAGGUCCUGAGCUUCGUGCGAAAUCUCACCUGGAGCUUCCCUCGAAAUGUGCUGGCGCUCAUGGGCAACCAUGACCUGUACUUUCUUGCGGAUUCUGUGUUGCCGGAUGGUGCCACCACUCUCAUGGGCAUACCGGUGAGAGAUUUCAGCUUUUCAUUCAUCCAUCCAGAAGAGUACCUGAACUGGGUGCCGGCGAGCGACGCCAAGGCAGAAGACAAGUCCGAGAUCAUGCCAAGCCUUCUGGCAGCCUUGCAGUACGUCUACCAGAUGAGAUUGGAGCGCCAGGUGAUGAUGACGAAUGGUCCUGACCAAAGGAGCCUCUUCGCCUGGCCCCCGUUCAUUCACAAUGAGACACUGCGCCAGCGCAGCGUGCAGCGCCUCGAGCAGUGGCAGCAGCACCUCGCUGAAGGUCUCCACAGCUCUGGCUUAGCUGAGUGGCUCCUCGAGCGCCCCGCGCUGGCGGUCGUGGCAGGUACCUUGUUUGUCCAUGGUGGCCUGAUGCCUGUCCGGGACGUGUCAGAGCUCGUUCCCCUUGCUCCAGGACAUUUGCACAGUGACCUUGGCCAACUCUUACAAGAUGGAGGUGCUGGUCUAGAGCUCCUGCAGCAGGCCACAACGUAUCGUGGCUUUCACGCGGACGACCCACGAGGCUGCAGCGAGGUCGAGUCUGUGCUUCGAGCCGUUCGGAAAGUGGCGAAUGUUAGUCGGAUUGUUGUUGGGCACACUCCAGACGAUGAGGUCCGCAUUCGAUGCCGAGAAAAAUUGGUUGCCGCUGACGCGGCAUUGAGUCGAUACUACCGUGCCUACGGGAACCGGUAUUGUCCUAUCAAGACAGACGUGCAACGCCUCGCCAACGCAGGCUGCUCCGCGCCUGUGCCGGCGGAAUGCCAGGGACAGGUGGCCCACCUGCAAUCCAACGGCAAAGUGAGGCGUGUGCCAAUGACUGGCUUCGACAAGUGGACGGAUGAAGAGGCUGCCCAUUCUGAGCAUUCUCCUAGCUGCUGGGUGCCUCUCACGGGCAGCAAGGCGGACUCGGGAGCAGGAACCAUGCGGCUGAAGCUCGUAGGAAGAAUUGGCUUCGAACCUCUCAAUUCGCAGUUCGCACAUUCUGCAUCCAGCGCAGUAGACUCCUCACUGGAGACGGCUGGCACAGCGAUGCGAGGCGUCAUGCCGCCAAUUCUUGUAACCUCUGCCCUGCGAGAUGGCAUAGGCAUCCUCUUCCUGGUGAAGCAAGGCUGCAGCACACGGAAGCAGAUGCUGUCGGAGGAGGUCGCCACGUCGGUCAUCGUGAAGGGCAUCAAGUCCUUUCGGCCCUCCAGACAUGAGUGGCCGCAUCCAACUGGCGUCAUAGGUGCCGGCUACAACGGCCUGAAAACCGCCAUGCUCUAUACCAAGGCUGGCAACGACAACUAUGUGGUCUUCGACCGAAAUGACAAGGUUGGAGGAUACUGCUGGAUCACAGCGGCAAACACUCACUCCAAACUGCAGACUGAGUUCGGGUCGUUUCACAUCUGGUGGGGUCAGGACCUCGUGACCGAGAAGUGUCCUUACCCGAAGGGUUGGGAGAUUUGGCCCAAGAAGAAGGAGGCUCCGCUGAGGGACCAGGGAGGGCGACGAAACGGACUAAACCUGACCUAA